Molecule: messenger RNA, 2114 nt
Organism: Bactrocera latifrons
Lineage: Eukaryota; Metazoa; Arthropoda; Insecta; Diptera; Tephritidae
Gene: TTLL12
Product: tubulin--tyrosine ligase-like protein 12
Exons: 2
Coding region: 99-2024 (641 amino acids)
Biological process (GO): protein modification process
Source: RefSeq, a predicted model, not a curated record
AAAUUUCUUUUGAUAAUAGCACAUACCACACUGGUCGCCGGUCAGUGAAAUUCACGUACUACUGCUUACUAUUACAUUGUAAAUUACUGUAAAUACAAAUGGAUGGUAUUAAUUUGUUUACACAAUUCGUGGUCCAACACAAACCACAAUUGGAAUCGUCUGGUGUGCCACAACAUCUUUGGAAAUCGUUGCAUCGUAAAUUGGUAAAGGAAAUUUUUGAUGCCGGCAUAUCGCUGCAAUUACUGUUGAUUGAUUACGAAGGAGAUGAAGAGAAUGGCUCAGAAGCACCAGUUGUUAGUGCAAGCAACACAACAACGUCAGUCGCAGAGGAACCGCGUCCAAUGUUUGCCCUUACGAUAGCUCGUGAAGGUGGAAUUAAGGCCGCCGAUCCRGAUUCUAUAUAUCUCAUUGAUCACGCCUGGACAUUCCGUAUGAAUAUGGCUAGACAGCAACUAGCAGAACAUGAGCAGUUAGCGGAUCGUAUGUGUGCCAUAAUGGGUGUCGAUAUUGAUGACGAAGAUCGUAUUGAUCAAGUCUUGGUUAAAAUGUGGCGUUAUUGUUUUUCAUAUACUAUAGCCAGUAAUGGUCUAUCUGAUGAAGAACGACUUCCUAUUUGGUAUGUGAUGGAUGAAGUUGGUUCCGCCGUAAGCCACUCGGACGAUCCUAAUUUUCGUGUCGUUCCGUUUCUAUAUCUAAAUAACCAAACAACAUAUAGCCUACUUUUUCCCAUACGUGAUUGUGAUUAUGAAGAAUAUGUAACGCGUGAUUUUGUAGAAUAUGUGAGCAGAGAUAAUGAAGAACGCGAAGCUUUAUUAUUGCCAUGGCGUGCUACUGAUCUACGUGAACACUCUUUUAUGCAAUUUGAACCUGAGUCAGAAUACUUUUCCAGAGGUCAUAUACCUGAAACAUUCCCUGAAGGAGACACUGCUCUAUUAAAACCUCAAGUAAAUCGUAAUCAACCACUAAAGGUUUAUAGUGAAUAUGAAGUGGUAAGCGCACAUUUGACCGAUCCUUGUUUUCAAUUAGUUGGCAAUCAAUCCGAGGCUGAUGUGCUUUGGUUGACACAUCACUAUAAGGAGUUUGCGGAAUUAGCCKUUAAUACGCCGAAUAAGUUUAUAAAUCAAUUCCCUUAUGAAUAUGUUUUGACAAUCAAAGAUUUGCUGGCAAUUACGGGGAGGCGUGUUGCACAGGAACAUCACAAUCCUUCUACAUUGGAGACAUAUCCUCSCUGGCUGCCAACAACAUUUAACUUAAAGACGGAAUUGCUACAAUUUGCAUCAUAUUAUCAACAUCGUGUUGCAAAAGGUCUUGAUAAUCACUGGAUUGUGAAACCAUGGAAUUUAGCGCGUGGAAUGGACACCCAUAUAACUGAYAAUAUUGUACAAAUUGUGCGACUGCCAAUAACUGGACCGAAAGUCGCCCAAAAAUACAUCGAACGGCCGGUAUUAUUUAAACGUACUGAACUAGACGCUGAGGUUAAAUUUGAUAUACGAUAUGUGAUAUUGGUUAAAAGCUUUCAACCACUGGAAGCUUAUAUACAUAGAAAAUUCUUUCUACGAUUUGCUAAUAAGUCAUUUAGUCUAAAUAACUUUGAUGACUAUGAACAACACUUCACUGUAAUGAAUUAUCAUGAAGAGGCAGAGUUGCGACACAUAAAAUGUGAAGACUUCUUGGGUUAUUGGAAGGAGCAGUAUCCAAGACAUGAUUGGUCAACAAUUCAAAAAGACAUAUGUUUGAUGUUACAUGAGAUACUAGCUUGUGCAUCCAAGCGCCCGCCUCCAUGUGGUAUACCGCCUUGUCAACAAUCUCGUGCAUUAUAUGCGGUCGACAUAAUGCUUGAAUGGGAAAAAUCAGAUGAUGAUAAAACUUGUCAAAUGACGCCUAAAUUGUUGGAGAUCAACUGGACACCGGAUUGUAAGCGUGCAUGUGAUUACUAUCCAGAUUUCUUUAAUGAUAUUUUCAAAUUACUCUUUCUCGAUGAGACCAAUAAUGAAAGUUUUCUGCAAUUGGAAGCGAGCUCUUAGCUACGCUUAAUAAACUGCUUAAAGGUUCAAAGUAUUUAUAAUAAAUUUAUUUAAAUAAAAAAUAAAGGGCAGCAGAAUAAGUAAAAAUAA